AUGUCGGGAAAUACCUCAGCCUCCGUGACGCCAGAGCCAGGCGAGGCAUCAGCACCGCAAAUAUUUCCUCCAGAAGAAGAAUCACGGCUCCUCCAAGAAGCCAACACCCAGAAGGAUGCCGCAAAUAAAACAUUCACAGCCGGGGAUUACUCUACUGCAAUACAGGGCUACGAGAAAGCUCUGGCUGUUUGCCCCUUGUACCUCGAAUAUGACAUUGCCGUCCUUCGCUCCAAUAUCGCCGCAUGUCACAUCAAGCUCUCGGAAUGGAAAGUCGCCGUUGAAUCAGCUACGCAGGCAUUGGAUGCACUCGAUCGUCUAGACCCGCCAUCUGAGACAGCAGGGAAGGAGGAUGGGACCGGCCGUCCAUCAGAGGCCGAAGAGGUGGAUGAGGCUGCGGAACUCAGACUUGCAGCCCUCUCCCGGACCGGUCGAAGCAUACAGGGUGUGCACAAGCUGCGCACGAAAGCACUGUUACGACGCGCAAAAGCACGGCGAGAGAUUGGGGGUUGGGCAUCUCUGCAGGGGGCGCUUGAAGAUUACCAAGCGUUGAUGAAUCCACCCCACGCUUUAACGAACCUCGAUCAGAAGACUGUGCAGGCGGCGCUGCGGGACUUGCCUUCGCAGUUGGAAGCCGCCAAAAACGCGGAAAUGGCGGAAAUGAUGGCGAAGUUGAAGCAGCUCGGAAAUGGCAUACUGAAACCAUUCGGGCUCAGCACAGAUAACUUCCAAUUCACCAAGGAUGAAAAGACCGGAGGAUAUAGCAUGAAUUUCAACCGAUAG
Messenger RNA from Westerdykella ornata, 780 nucleotides. RefSeq lists its product as uncharacterized. The record is from RefSeq and is a predicted model, not a curated record. Gene Ontology annotation, molecular function: protein binding. The transcript has a single exon. NCBI's taxonomy places the organism in Eukaryota, Fungi, Ascomycota, Dothideomycetes, Pleosporales, Sporormiaceae. The coding region runs from base 1 to 780 and encodes 259 amino acids.